AUGCCGUUUUUUUUACUACUUGGACUUCUUCUUUUCAUAAGCUGUUUCGCAUACAUCAUCAAUUUUGUGGACUCAAUGACGAUUAUUUUCAAAAUAAGAGUUUUUCUGGUUGCCUUAAGUGCUGUGUGCAUCGCUAUACUGUUUUGUUGGAAUGGUCAACAACUAAUUGAUACAAGCGAUUUGUAUAUUUCUUUAGCAGGAGCUCCUUGGUACUAUUGGAAUCUUGAAAACAUAAAAAUUCUUUUGAUAUUUAUGACGAAUUGCACUAAGCAUGAGAGUGUUAUUUUUACUGGGAUUUGUGUAGACUACAAUCUGUUUGUUUCGAUGGUACGAAUCUCAGUCUCAUAUGCUCUAGUUUUGUACAAUCUUCGCAAAAGUAGUCUCGUUUGA
Molecule: messenger RNA, 390 nt
Organism: Tribolium madens (black flour beetle)
Lineage: Eukaryota; Metazoa; Arthropoda; Insecta; Coleoptera; Tenebrionidae
Exons: 4
Coding region: 1-390 (129 amino acids)
Biological process (GO): detection of chemical stimulus involved in sensory perception of smell; sensory perception of smell
Cellular component (GO): plasma membrane
Molecular function (GO): odorant binding; olfactory receptor activity
Source: RefSeq, a predicted model, not a curated record